GAGGGUGACCCCGCUUUUCCGCGUCGCUCCUGCUACAUGUUUUUCCGGGCUCCUGCCUUUUCCUAAAGUCGAGACCAACAAUCGCAUUUGUGUGACUUGAGUCCUGAUGUCAACUUCAGAGCGACCUCCGGUGACACCUCAGACAACACCGACGGAUUUAAAUAGCUCGGUCGCCAAAAGAAGAGCAGCCCGCGAGCGUACGAGGGCGACCCGUGCUUGCGAUAGGUGCAAAGCAAAAAAGGCUCGUUGUUCUGGGACUCAACCCUGCUCGGUCUGCCAUCGUUCGGGCCUUGAGUGUUGCUAUGAGGCGUCAUAUCGCCGAGGGAGGACGCCGUAUAUUUUACCAGCCGGUCAUAUCCCACCGACGCCUGGGACGCGAAUCGCAUCUCUCACAGAGUCCGAGGCGCUCAACAGCACCACUACCACGUCCAGUCUGCCUGAUUUGAAUCGGACCUCGGUUGAGGAACCAGAUUAUGUUAGCGAUCAGCAAGACAUCCCAGGCAGUUAUAUUGGACCAGCUUCUGGGGUAUCCUUUCUCACUCGAGCGAAGAAACGGUUGCGAGAUGAUGUCUCUGCCGUAACAGAUGUGUCAGCUUUUGCAUUCGGAGACACCCCGUUGCCAGAGCAUGACUCCUCCUUGUUGAUUCUACCUUCGAAGACAGAAGCUCUGACGCUGCUCAAGACAUACUUUGACGUUUCUUGUCCAACCCACAGAUACCUACACCACCCAACGCUGAGGAUCUGGUGCGAUGGUUUGUAUGAAGUUCAAAUGACGAAUCACUUUGAGCCUGGAGAUAGAGAGAAGAAAGCGAUAGUCCUUAUGGUAAUGGCACAAGCGACACUGACGAGCGGGCACCUGGACAAGGGUUGUUCAGCGAGAAGUGCCAUGUUCUUUGGCGCAUCAGAGCAGCAGGUAGCCAAAGAAAGAGGAGAGACGCGAUUAACAAGUGUCAUGGUCCGUCUCCUUCAAUGCCAUUAUCUGGCAUCGCAAUCGCGGAUAAAUCAUGCUUGGACCCUUCUCGGAACUACUGCUCGACUGGCUUUUGCUGCAGGACUACACCGUAAGCAGAAGAUACAUCAUGGCAACGCCAAUCAUAUUGAAGUUCAGUGUCGAAGACGCACUUUCUGGGCCGUGUACAGCUUGGAUCGAUAUAUGAGCGCUACUCUGGGACGGCCAAAAGCGAUACAUGAUGAUGACAUUGAUCAGGUUCGUAUUCCCACUGAACGUGUACUCGCCGAUAUAACUGACCUAAUGCAAUGGUGUAGGAGCUACCUGAUUGCAUCGAUGACGACAACAUUCUUCAAGACCGACUUCUAGCCAGAUCAGCCCAUACACAAAGUGUCAUGCAAGCCUCCAUCUGUCAUAUCAAGUAUACACACCUCCAAACUCCAUACCCUCACAUUCAGCUAACUCUUCAUCAGACUCGCUAGAAUACUCAGCGGUAUUCUCAAAGAACAAUACAGCAUCAAUCCCUUACCAACUUCAUCUCAAGCCCUCGUUACCAUCAAGUAUGAUGCCGCUUUACAAUCAUGGCACGCGGAUUCCUCGGCCUUUGUCACCAAAACAUGGCAGGAUAUACUCCUCAUGGCACCGCCAU
Aureobasidium subglaciale EXF-2481 is the source of this 1598-nucleotide messenger RNA. RefSeq lists its product as uncharacterized. Gene Ontology annotation, cellular component: nucleus. Gene Ontology annotation, biological process: DNA-templated transcription; positive regulation of transcription by RNA polymerase II. Bases 107 to 1318 code for a protein of 403 amino acids. The transcript is spliced from 3 exons. Gene Ontology annotation, molecular function: zinc ion binding; sequence-specific DNA binding; DNA-binding transcription factor activity, RNA polymerase II-specific. The record is from RefSeq and is a predicted model, not a curated record. NCBI's taxonomy places the organism in Eukaryota, Fungi, Ascomycota, Dothideomycetes, Dothideales, Saccotheciaceae.